Messenger RNA from Drosophila virilis, 968 nucleotides. RefSeq names its product Arginine phosphatase (gene Argp). NCBI's taxonomy places the organism in Eukaryota, Metazoa, Arthropoda, Insecta, Diptera, Drosophilidae. Gene Ontology annotation, molecular function: protein tyrosine phosphatase activity. Gene Ontology annotation, biological process: protein dephosphorylation. The record is from RefSeq and is a predicted model, not a curated record.
UUUUCGCUCUGCUUUGGUCUACACCAUUUCGUUAGGUGUUGAGCAAUAUUUGCUCUGUUUACAGUUAAAUUAAGUGUUAUACUGCAGAAAAUUAAAAUUUGUUGUACAAAUUCUCGCUUGUGACAUGAAAGUCUUAUUUGUUUGUUUGGGGAACACCUGUCGCUCGCCCAUGGCGGAGGCGAUAUUGCGGCAUUUAAUAAAUAAAAAACAUGUGCACAGUUGGCACACGGACAGCGCCGGACUCCGUGAUUGGAAUGUGGGUCUGCGGGCGCAGGGGCGUGCCCAAGACCUGCUGCAACAGCACGGCCUUAAGACCCAACAUCUAAGUCGUAUUAUUACCGCACAGGACUUUUACAGCUUUGACUACAUCUUCGGCAUGGAUGAAGGCAAUCUGGCAGAGUUGCAGGAAAUGGCAGCUCAGCUGCAGCCGCAGCCAAAAUGCCGCAUACUACUGCUGGGCAGCUAUCUGAAUCGCAAGGAAGACGAGAUUAUCCAAGAUCCCUAUUUUAGUCAGGGCAUGGGCAGCUUUCAUGCGGUGUACACACAAAUCCUGGAGAGCUGCGAGCGUUUCGUACAGCAACAUGGCCAUCCGACUUAGAUAUUGACAAAAACCUUUAUACAUUAUGAUUAAGCGCGUGAUAUUUUAUGCUUCGGUUAAAUACUUUAAGCAUAAUUCUACAUUCUAAAACUUUUGCUUCAAUAUGUUAAAUUAUUAUUUGUAUUGUAUUUAAGACCUCUUCUUUAUGUCAGAGAAAUUGUGAAAUGCAAACCAAAUCGAUUCUCUGUUAGAUUCCCACGUAAAUCUAAAAUCUGAGGUAUCGCACACAUCUAUCAAAAACAACGUAUCCAUAAUUGAAUUGAUUAAUAGUGUUAAGGCAAAUGUAAUUAAUUUAAUGUAGUUCGGCAAUUGAUCGACAAGCAGGGUCAGGCAAAGUUUUAAUGCGUGUUACUAUUUUAUAAGAAUUAUA